AUGUCCCAAAACGGUAUUGCAACGUUGUUAAAGGCCGAAAAGGAGGCCCAUGAAAUUGUGGCCAAGGCUAGACAACAUAGACAGGAGCUUUUGAAGCAAGCCAAGACUGAUGCGGCUGCUGAAAUUGCCCAAUAUAAGGCCAAGAAGGAACAAGAAUUGAAGCAGAUCGAAGCUUCUAAUGAAGGUGGUGUCGAAGGUUUGGAAAAAGAAGCUGAACAAUCAGUGCAGCAAGAGUUAAAGGAAAUCAAGGAAGUAGCAUCCAAGAAGGAAGAUGACGUGGUGAAAUUGUUGAUCAAGGCCGUCACGGCGCCUGCUGCUGAAAUGCACAUCAAUGCUUCUUAA
Kluyveromyces marxianus DMKU3-1042 is the source of this 342-nucleotide messenger RNA. It is a transcript of the gene VMA10, whose product is annotated as H(+)-transporting V1 sector ATPase subunit G. Gene Ontology annotation, cellular component: vacuolar proton-transporting V-type ATPase complex. The coding region runs from base 1 to 342 and encodes 113 amino acids. The transcript has a single exon. The record is from RefSeq and is a predicted model, not a curated record. Gene Ontology annotation, molecular function: proton-transporting ATPase activity, rotational mechanism. Lineage: Eukaryota; Fungi; Ascomycota; Saccharomycetes; Saccharomycetales; Saccharomycetaceae. Gene Ontology annotation, biological process: proton transmembrane transport.